UAUUGCCUUCCCAGCUUUCAGGCCACUUUGAUCGAAGCGUUAGCGGCUAAUCAGCUACCAGUUCAACUGAAGGAGGAAGGCAACAAACAGGAAUUGGUGACUCAGCGUGAACUUUUUUCAGCCCGCCACCGGUUCCCUUGGUGUUGUUAGAGAUUUAGGCGGCCUGCACGGUGAACGGAGGGAAUUGGGGUGGAGCCACGUGUACAGGAACUGGAGCCUGACAGUCCGAGAGCUACUGCGGAUCUCCGGAUGAGCCCGUGUUCUAGCCCGACGCUAGCUAACCUGUGAUUACACAGCUGACCUGCGGCGAACCAACUCUUCCGACCAGACUCCCCUUCAGUGAGACGUUUACGGACAGGUCCAAAAACAGCCAUGGCUGUUUGGAGGAAUCUGAGGUCCAGGAACCUUCUGGCUCUCUGCGUCUGCGUCUACGUCCUGCUCCACGCCAUAAACGCGCGCCCGGCCAACAUGUCCGCCUCCAAAGAUAAGGUUCCAGUCAGCAAGGACAAAGACGAAAACGAGAUUCUGCCCCCGGACCACCUGAACGGGCUGAAGAUGGAGCGGGACGGUCACCUGAACAAGGACUUCCAUCAGGAGGUCUUCCUGGGGAAGGACAUGGAAGAGUUUGAUGAAGACUCUGAGCCGAGGAGGAACAGGAAGAAGCUUAUCGAGAUUUUUACAAAAGUCGAUGCCAACAAAGACCGGAGUGUCAGCGCCAAGGAGAUGCAGCACUGGAUCAUGGAGAAGACCAAGGAGCACUUCCAGGAAGCCCAGACGGAGAACAAGAACAGUUUCCGUGCCGUGGAUCCAGACGGUGACGGUCGGGUGACUUGGGACGAGUACCGGGUCAAGUUCCUCGCCAGCAAAGGCUUCAACGAGAAAGAGAUGGCAGAGAAAAUCAAGAAAAACGAAGAUCUGAAACUGGACGAAGAAACUCAGGAGGUGCUGGAGAGCCUGAAGGACCGCUGGUUCCAGGCGGACAACAACCCCACGGAUCAGCUGCUGAACGAGCAGGAGUUCCUGUCCUUCCUGCACCCCGAGCACAGCAGAGGAAUGCUGCAGUACAUGGUCAAGGAGAUCGUACGAGACCUCGACCAGGACGGCGAUAAGAAGCUGACGGUGUCGGAGUUCAUCUCCUUACCGUUCGGCACCGUGGAGAACCAGCACGCUCAGGACGUCGACGACGACUGGGUGAAGGAAAGGAAGAAGGAGUUUGAGGACGUCAUCGACGCCAACCACGACGGCAUAGUCACCAUGGCGGAGCUGGAGGAGUACAUGGACCCGAUGAACGAGCACAACGCUCUGAACGAGGCCAAGCAGAUGAUCGCCGUCGCCGACGAGAACCAGAACAGCCACCUGGAGCUGGAGGAGAUCCUCCGCUACAGCGAGUACUUCACCGGCAGCAAGCUCAUGGACUACGCCCGCAACGUGCACGAGGAGUUCUGAGGCCCCGCCUCCUCCUUCCUCCUAAACGUCUGCUUCAGGGACACAACAUGACAGGGGGAGAGGACGGUUCAGGUGUGCACUCGUCUCUUUGUGAAGCCUCUCUCACUGCUAUCUCCAGAUAUUAGACCGCCCCGAACCAUCACAGCCUGCAUGUGUUUGGACCAAUUAGAGCCUCCCAUUUAUUUAUUUAUACGGUUCGAGCCCCGAUCACGUUGUACAUAAUCAGAUUUAUCGCCGAGUCGUUCACAGAGGAGCCGAGUAAUGUAACCGUCGCCAUGGAGACCACGUCCUGAAAUCACCCCGUCCGUCACAGACCUGCAGAGCCAGGACCUAAACUGUCAUGUACUUGCACUAAAGAUCACAUGGAGACAAAAUAAUGUUCAUGUAAAUAUUUUUGAUCAUCUGGAGGAAAGAAGGCGGCAGAUAUUUUUAACUCUUUCAAGCCUGGAGUCACGUUCUCCAUCAGCCUCCCACCUGGAUGAACAUCCAAAUAUUUAUUAACUGUAUAGUUCUCCUGCAGUGACUCCUCCCCCCCUGUGCUCCUCAAACCUGCAGACAGGCCUGCACUUCCUGUGGAGUUUUUGUUUCUUUUUUGGGGGGAUCCUGCUUCCAGCUCUACCGGCUCGGUCUAAUUGUAAAAUAAGAUUUGUUACUGAAUGUGACAGCUUUAUAAAAAUGUCCUCAAAUUAUAUUAAAAUAUCAAACUAAA
Molecule: messenger RNA, 2155 nt
Organism: Oryzias melastigma (Indian medaka)
Lineage: Eukaryota; Metazoa; Chordata; Actinopteri; Beloniformes; Adrianichthyidae
Gene: sdf4
Product: stromal cell derived factor 4
Exons: 7
Coding region: 373-1446 (357 amino acids)
Biological process (GO): calcium-ion regulated exocytosis
Cellular component (GO): endoplasmic reticulum
Molecular function (GO): calcium ion binding
Source: RefSeq, a predicted model, not a curated record